AUGGCGACGAAUACAACGCGUUUGCUGGCGCUCAAAGCGGCUGGCCUUUCGGCCACAAUGCUCACAAGGAGAAAGAGCAGUGGAGAGCCAACAAAUGGAGCACAAUCGUCACAGAGUGGCUCAAGAACGGCUAAAAAAGCUCGCGAAAGUGUGAUCGCUUUGCAAGAGAUUAUAAACUUAGAGCCAAGUGCAAUCAACAAAAGAACUGAUAUUCUGCAAAAUGAUCUCCUAAAAGAGCUUGUCAAGUUGGCUUGUAUUAUUUCGAUGAUUUCUGUUUGUCUAAACACCCCGCAAACUCUCACAUUAUGGAGUCCACUGAAUUGGGUGCUUUUUGUGAGCGAUUGCCUUGUAACAUUGAUCUUCACUUUUGAAGCCGGAGUUCACAUUCAUCAGCACGGCCUCGUUGAUAACGCUCGAUCUUAUCUAUGUGAUCGAUGGUGUCGUUUUGAUCUCUUCAUGUUGCUCAUGCACUAUUUGUCGAUCUCUGUGCACGGUUUUCAAAUGAUUACAUUGAAUUUUCCAUUGGCUGGCCUCAAGUACGCUCCUUGGUAUGGUGUUGUCCGUUCUCCGCGUCCAUUCAUCAUGGUCCGUUUCAUUCGAUCCAUUGUACGAUUCAAGUUGCCAAAAAAUCGAAUUCAACAAAUUAUCAAACGUUCCUCUCAACAAAUCAAAAAUGUGACGACUUUCUUCUUGUUUUUUAUGGCUCUUUACGCUAUUAUGGGAGUUCAGCUCUUUGGUCGUAUGGAUUAUCAUUGUGUUCUCCCGGGGACUGAUCCAAAAAAUGUGACUAUUUGGGAUCUAGCGAUACCCGACACAAUGUGCUCACAAAAGGGUGGAGGCGGUUAUGAGUGUCCGGAGAAUAUGGAGUGUAUGAAAUUGGAUAUGUCCGCUCAUGCAGAAGGCUUUUACGGGAUGUUCAACGAUUUUGCCUCUUCUCUCUUCACCGUUUAUAUGGCAGCCUCACAAGAGGGAUGGGUUUACGUAUUGUAUGACUGUCUCGACACUCUCCCCAGUUACGUAGCUUUCUUCUAUUUUGUCACUCUCAUCUUCUUCCUUGCUUGGCUUGUCAAGAAUGUUUUCAUUGCCGUUAUUACGGAGACUUUCGCCGAGAUUCGUGUGCAAUUCAGUGAAAUGUGGCAGAGUCGAGAUGUCACAGUAGAAGACACAUAUACACAGAAGCUUGAAAGAGGAGCUGAUGGAUGGCAACUUGUUGAAGUUGAUCAAUACGCGAGGACCGGGAACACCCCAGAACUUUUGCAUACAAUCGUCACCUCCACUCCUUUCCAAAUCGGUGCCAUGGGCUUAGUGUUGAUCAACGCGUUGAUCAAUGCCUCUUUUGUCUACUACCAUGAUGAAUCUGAUGUGAUCCGAAAAGAGAUCUACUAUUAUAUAGAAAUCUUUUUCACGGCAAUUUUUAAUCUCGAGUUAGCGCUGAAAAUCUUUGGCUAUGGAUGGAGUGCUUUUAUUCGAAGAGGACAGCAUAAAUUCGAGAUAAUUCUCUGCAUUGGAUCGACUUUAAAUUGCAUAAAAUAUCUCUAUCAAACAAAUGUUUUUACAUAUUUUCAAGUAUUUCGUGUAGUCCGUCUCAUCAAAGCUUCGCCAAUGCUUGAAGAUUUUGUUUAUAAGAUUUUUGGUCCUGGAAAGAAAUUGGGUGGUUUGGUAAUUUUUACAAUGGUUCUUUUGGUGAUCACCUCCGGCAUUUCGCUUCAACUUUUCUGUUAUGUUCCAAAAUUGAACAAAUUUAUCACAUUUCCACAGGCCUUUAUGACAAUGUUUCAAAUCAUUACGCAAGAAGGGUGGACGGAUUUGGUUGUCGAGAUUUUGAGAACCACAAAUGAGACAAUGGUUCCAUUUGUUGCCAUUUAUUUUGUCGGUUAUCAUUUGUUAGUGACACUGAUUGUGCUUUCACUUUUUGUUGCCGUCAUUCUUGACAACUUGGAAAUGGAUGAAGAGCUGAAAAAAGUGAAGCAAUUAAAAGUUAGAGAAGAGAACUCUAUGAGAACAACUCUUCCAUGGCGUCUUCGAGUUUUCGAUCGUUUCCCGACAAGGCCACAAAUGGUUUCUCUAAAAAGGAUGAAUGGAGAGUUUCCAUUACCAAAAAUUCGGCACUCUUUCACAAGACAGUUCGCUGAAGAGAUCGAAGACUCAGCGGUGACUUUGGAGGGUGAAGACGGUCAAGAGUCUGAGGAUUGCUCGAAGAGACUCCUUUCUCCAACAGUUGCCCUUCCAAAGCAUCAUCGCCUUCGCCUUCGUCACAUUGGUCGACUUUCUGAGCGAAACAUUGUCAACAGAAUACUAGAUUCAUCGAAUCGGAGCCGUGCUCUCCUUUCUGAUUCGACACUCCUCGUCGCGCAUCUUUCGAGAGCAUCGACACUCAAGGCGAAACACAUCGCCUCGCAGAGAACGAGGAAUCGAGGAUUAGCGGCAUCGGUGAAAGGGAAAUUGCAUCUGAUGGAAUCGAUGAAAGAGAAUGGGGAUAUUCGACCAACUGAUCAGGCUCCUCAAAAGGAUCAAAAGCAAGGAGAAAUCGAUAUAAAAGCACUUCAACAAAAACGAGCUCAUGCUGAAAUCACAAGGAAUCGAAUCGAGGAAGAAAUGAGAGAGAAUCAUCCAUUUUUCGAUCGUCCUCUUUUCUGUAUGGGUAGAGAUUCAAGAUUCAGAAGGAUUUGCCAGAAAAUCGUUUACGCUCAAUACAAUCCGGAGAAAAUCGAUCCAAUCACCGGGAAACAGAUUCAGCUUAAAUACAAGCAAUUGCACGCUUUCUUUGGCUUGAUGACCUAUUUGGAUUGGGCAAUGGUGAUCGUGACAUCAGUCUCCUGUUGGUCAAUGUUAUUUGAGGGACCCUGGCCGACAACUGGCGAGAAUCUCAUCUUCAAUAAUCCUUAUCUACAAAUAACUGAAUAUCUUUUCGUUCUUUCAAUGACUUUUGAACUUGUCGUGAAAGUUCUUGCAAAUGGGCUCUUUUUCACGCCAAAAGCUGUCAUUAAAGAUGUUGGCGGAGUGAUGACGUUCUUCAUUUACAUUACAAGUUUGAUUUACUUGAUUUGGAUGCCGAAUCACGUUGAGAUAAACUCAUUGGCUCAAUUGUUGAUGAUCUUUCGAGCAAUGCGGCCAUUGAGAAUUUAUACACUUGUGCCACAUAUUCGACGAGUUGUAGUCGAAUUGUGCAAAGGAUUUCGCGAGAUUUUAUUGGUAACAAUCCUGCUGAUUGUUUUGAUGUUCAUCUUCGCGAGUUUCGGAGUACAAAUUGUUGGUGGAAAGUUGGCUGCUUGCAAUGAUCCAAAUAUUACGACAAGAGACAAUUGCACUGGGCUUUUCGAGCAGAAACUCUUUGUGACAAGAAUGGAAGUUUUUGGGAAAAACGAUGAGAAUUUACAUCCGAAAAUUUUUGUGCCACGCGUUUGGACAAAUCCUCGAAAUUUCAACUUUGAUCACAUUGGAAAUGCAAUGUUGGCCUUAUUUGAGACACUUUCGUAUAAGGGAUGGAACGUGAUCAGAGAUAUUUUGUAUUUACGACAGGGAGCGUGGGCUGUUUUAUUCAUUCACAUUUAUGUGUUCAUUGGUUGUAUGAUCGGUUUAACGCUUUUCGUCGGUGUUGUCAUUGCGAAUUACACGGAGAAUCGGGGCACAGCUUUGCUAACAGUGGACCAACGUCGUUGGCACGAUCUGAAGGCUCGUUUGAAGAUGGCUCAACCACUUCACAUCCCUCCAAGGCCCGCCGAAAGCGCUCGAUUGAGAAAUUUUCUUUAUGAGAUUGCUCUUAGCAAGCCAUUCAAAAAUGCUUUCGAUCUUUUGGUUGUGUUGAACUCGUGUACUUUGGUUGUUCCAUGGAAUGUUGAAGAGGAAAAGCAACGAGCACAUGUGCUUUUUGGUCUUACUUUAUUUGCUGGGAUCUCAAAUAUUCUCUUUAUUAUCGAGAUUUUGUUCAAAAUGAUCGCUUUCACUCCGUUGGGUUUUUGGCAGUCGAGGAGGAACAAGGCUGACUCAAUCAUUACAGCAUUGGGCUUGUCAUGGAUCGUGCUUCACUUCAUCUUCAAAUUCCCAGCUGGUCUAGCUGGUGGUGAAGAAACGGAAACAUGGUGGCGUCGCUCAUCAUACACAUUUGGAUACAUUGUUGUCAUCUUGCGGUUUUUCACAAUAGCUGCAAGAAAAUCGACUCUUAAAAUGUUGAUGUUAACUGUUUUGAUGUCAAUGGUUCGAUCGAUGUUUAUUAUUGCGGCCAUGUUCUUAUUGGUGCUUUUCUAUGCGUACACGGGAGUGAUUCUCUUUGGGAUGGUCAAAUAUGGGCAAGCUGUGAGCAAGCAUGUCAAUUUCCGAUCCGGUCGUGAAGCUCUAGUUGUACUUUUUCGAAGUGUCACCGGCGAAGAUUGGAACGAUAUCAUGCACGAUUGCAUGCGAUCACCACCUUUCUGCUAUUGGUCUGAAGGUUUAAACUAUUGGCAAACCGAUUGUGGGAACUAUUUUGGUGCAGUUUUUUACUUCUGUUCUUUCUACUUGAUCAUCACUUACAUUGUGCUGAAUUUGCUUGUCGCUAUCAUUAUGGAGAACUUUUCCUUGUUUUAUUCAUCUGAAGAAGAUGCUUUAUUGAGUUACGCAGAUAUCCGUAACUUCCAGCAGGUCUGGAAUAUGGUCGAUAUUGAGCAAAAGAGAUCGAUUCCAGUUAGAAGGGUCAAAUUCUUGUUGCGGUUGUUGAAAGGACGAUUGGAGGUUGACCCAAACAAAGACCGACUUCUCUUCAAGCACAUGUGUUACGAAAUGGAGAGAUUACACAAUGGAGACGAUAUCUCGUUCCAUGAUGUUUUGAACAUGCUUUCCUAUCGAAGUGUCGACAUUCGAAAAAGUCUUCAACUGGAAGAAUUGUUGCAACGAGAAGAAUUAGAGUAUAUUAUUGAAGAAGAAGUGGCCAAGCAGACGAUCAGACAUUGGCUAGAGCAUUGCUUGAGGAAACUCAAGCACAAAACGAACAAUGGCGAUACACUAAUGCCCACAGCUGUUCCUCUACAUCGGCUCUCUUGCUUGGCUGCGAAUUUGGCUCCACCAACGCCGAUUCAGAACUUACAAGCAGCAGCUGCCAUCGCAGCUCAACAACAAAGUCAACAAUCGCUUGAGAUAGCGGAUAGUGGUGAGAGUUUGCUGGAAGACGAUCGAAGAGGAAGUCGGCGACAUAAAGGACGGCGAAGAGGAAGUAUUCCAGAACUUGUUGGGGAAGCCAAAAAGUUCAUGCUUGACAGCCUGACAAAGAGGUUUGAGAAAAGUGAGACGAAGCAAGCCGUGAAAGAUCGAAGGGCGACGAUGAAGCAAUUUCAUUUACCCACCUACGAACUUCCUGAUGUGGAAGAGACUCAAGAUGAAGAAGAAAGAAGACAUUCUUUGGAUGCGAAUUUGUCUACUUCGUUCAAUGAACUAUCUCCAAAACCCUUCAAUCAAACCCCAUCACCGAAUCAUCAAGUUGUCACCGGUCCAAAGGAAUCGGUUCAUUCAAUGGAUUUCACUUCUUCUCCACUAAUCGAUCACAGUCCUGAGGUGUUGACACUAGCUCAAGUGAAAACUGGAAUAGCGAAUGGAGUACCAUCAGUUGGAGGAUUUACCACUCAACCAAAACCAACAACAGGAUCUGGUCAAAAACUACCACCAGCCGUUGACAAGGGAGAUAUACCAACAGCAGUGAGUGGAAAAGGACAACCACCGACAACAACCACUGUCAAAGCAUCACUGCCAAGUGGAAAUGGAAAUGGACUUGGACAACCACCACUUAUUUUGGGA
Messenger RNA from Mesorhabditis belari, 5763 nucleotides. NCBI's taxonomy places the organism in Eukaryota, Metazoa, Nematoda, Chromadorea, Rhabditida, Rhabditidae. The record is from the annotation of a GenBank genome assembly.